UCUUUAUAUAUCACUGGUCAAACGUAUUUACUCUACUAAAAACGAGCUCAAUCCUCUAGGGUUUUCCGAACCGUUUCAAUGGCAUCGGAAUUGAUACCAUACAUAUAAAAAUUCAUGUUUAUCUAUUUAGAUCGUUAUAUGUGUAUUGGAUUUGAUGAUUGGGUUGAUUUAAUUGAUCAUUUCAAGUUUUGGAAGUUCUGUUUCUAAGAUUGGUGUUGUUAUAGAGAUUUUACAGUGAUUAUCUGAAAAAAUGGCGGAAGAGAAGUGUAGAAUUGCCAAGGAUGUUACUGAAUUAAUUGGCAAUACACCAUUGGUGUAUCUCAAUAAUGUUGUGGAAGGUUGUGUGGCCCGGAUUGCAGCCAAACUAGAAAUGAUGGAGCCUUGUUCCAGUGUCAAAGACAGGAUUGGUUAUAGUAUGAUUGCUGAUGCCGAGGCAAAUGGCCUUAUCAAACCAGGGGAGAGUGUCCUCAUUGAACCUACAAGUGGUAACACCGGUAUAGGUUUAGCCUUCAUGGCUGCAGCUAAACGUUACAGGCUUAUCAUUACCAUGCCUGCUUCAAUGAGUCUUGAGAGAAGAAUUAUUCUUCGUGCUUUUGGUGCUGAGUUGGUGCUUACAGAUCCUGCCAAGGGAAUGAAAGGUGCUGUUCAGAAGGCAGAAGAGAUAUUGGCCAAGACUCCCAAUGCCUACAUUCUUCAGCAGUUUGAAAAUCCAGCCAAUCCGAAGAUACAUUAUGAAACCACCGGACCAGAGAUUUGGAAAGGCUCAAAUGGGAAAAUUGAUGCGUUUGUUUCCGGGAUUGGUACAGGAGGUACCAUAACUGGUGUGGGCAGAUUCCUUAAAGAGCAGAAUCCUGACAUAAAGCUGUAUGGUAUUGAACCAGUUGAAAGCCCUGUUCUAUCUGGAGGAAAACCUGGUCCACAUAAGAUCCAAGGAAUUGGUGCUGGUUUUGUUCCUGGUGUUUUGGAAGUCAAUAUUGUUGAUGAAGUUAUUCAAAUAUCAAGUGAUGAAUCCAUAGAAACUGCAAAACUUCUUGCACUGAAAGAAGGAUUGCUAGUGGGAAUAUCAUCUGGUGCAGCUGCUGCAGCUGCAAUUAAGAUCGCAAAGAGACCAGAGAAUGCCGGAAAGCUUAUUGUUGUGGUUUUCCCGAGCUUUGGGGAGCGGUAUCUUUCCUCUGUGCUGUUUGAAUCAGUGAGACGGGAGGCAGAAACCAUGACAUUUGAGGCCUGAGACAGUUCUCUUUCCAAAGUAUGCUAGAUUCUCUUCCAGUUUGAGUGCACGUUGGGAGAUAACAUCAUUUUGCAAUGGGAUAGGAAGGGGUACAUUGGGUUCCCUAUUGAUUGUCAUCAAUAAGAUCAAUAUGGAACUUAAAAUAAUUUGAAGUAUUUGUUGUCAAAGGCACGGUAAGGAUUGUGUUAUGUUGAACAAUUUGUUUUAUUUUAAAUUUAUUCCUAACUACGUGUAGUGGGUUGUCUUGGCGGGAGUUACUGAAUUUUGAACCUUUUAACUCCUACUCCUACAAUUUUAAUGGUUUCUUGAAACUAUUAUAUGGAGUAGUUAUUUGACGGGCAUUCAGUUAUAGAAACGCGGUGUGUUGAAAAAAUGCAUUUCAAUUUGUUGUGCGAA
This is a messenger RNA of Cornus florida, 1624 nucleotides long. RefSeq names its product cysteine synthase-like. Gene Ontology annotation, cellular component: cytoplasm. Gene Ontology annotation, molecular function: cysteine synthase activity. The record is from RefSeq and is a predicted model, not a curated record. Lineage: Eukaryota; Viridiplantae; Streptophyta; Magnoliopsida; Cornales; Cornaceae. The coding region runs from base 251 to 1228 and encodes 325 amino acids. The transcript is spliced from 11 exons.